Molecule: messenger RNA, 1968 nt
Organism: Conger conger (European conger)
Lineage: Eukaryota; Metazoa; Chordata; Actinopteri; Anguilliformes; Congridae
Gene: elovl1a
Product: ELOVL fatty acid elongase 1a
Exons: 8
Coding region: 504-1457 (317 amino acids)
Biological process (GO): very long-chain fatty acid biosynthetic process; fatty acid elongation, saturated fatty acid; fatty acid elongation, monounsaturated fatty acid
Cellular component (GO): endoplasmic reticulum membrane; endoplasmic reticulum
Molecular function (GO): fatty acid elongase activity
Source: RefSeq, a predicted model, not a curated record
GGGCGGCAUCAUCUUAUUCGCUGUACAUGCACGUUUAAAUUUGGGAGUUCCUGGCCUAUUCUCUUUUGCGUUCUCACCCACUCGCUUAUUCAGAUUCUUUCUCUCUCGCCUGGAUGUCUGAACCAGUUAUUCAUCCGCUCUGAGGAACUCUGCUAGGGUGGAGGCUUUGAGGCCGGCUGUACCAGUCACACUGUGUCAGUUUGUCUCGAUCUCCCCUCUCUCUCACUCUCUCAUUCUCACUCCCUCUCUCUCUAUCUCUCUCUAUCUCUCUCUCUCUCUGGCCACUCACGCUCUCUCUCUCUCCCUCCCUCUCGUUCUCUCUGCCGUCUCUCUCUCUCUUUCUUUCUCUCUCUCUCUCUCUCUCUGUCUGGGGGUGACAUUUCUGCCCUGUGCCUGGCUCAUCUGCAACAGAAAGGAUCAGGAGCGGUCUCCUGCUGGAGUGCUGGUUUUAUGGUUCCCGUGUGACUGGAGGACAGUAGCAGGUAGUGUAAAUAGGAGAAGGAAUGGCGAUCACAAUGCUAAAGGAAGUAGUAUCCAACAUCUUGAAAUUCCAUGAAUAUCUUGUGGAGCGAACAGAUGCCAGAGUGAAGGACUACCCACUGAUGCAGGCCCCUGUACAAAUGACUUCAAUUCUGAUGGGCUACGUCUUCGUAAUGCUGUAUGUGGGACCACGCUGCAUGGCCAAACGCAAGCCUUUCCAACUCAAAGAAGCCAUGAUCAUCUAUAACUUUUCAAUGGUGGCCUUCAAUGCCUAUAUUGUCUAUGAGUUCCUGAUGUCAGGAUGGGGCACGACCUACACGUGGCGAUGUGACCUGUGCGACUUCUCAAGCAGCCCUGAAGCACUCAGAAUGAUUCGGGUAUCCUGGUUAUUUUAUUUCUCUAAAUAUGUUGAACUUUUGGACACGAUGUUCUUUGUACUGCGGAAGAAGCACAGCCAGAUCACAUUCCUGCACAUCUUUCACCACUCCUUCAUGCCUUGGACCUGGUGGUGGGGAAUCACCUUGACACCUGUAGGAGGAAUGGGCUCUUUGCACGCCAUGAUCAAUGCCAUUGUCCAUGUUAUCAUGUACUUCUACUAUGGCCUCUCUGCUGCUGGACCCAGGUUCCAGAAGUUUCUCUGGUGGAAAAAAUACUUGACCGCAAUACAGCUGUUCCAGUUUGUGCUGGUGUCAGUCCACAUCUCCCAGUACUACUUCAUGGAAAAGUGCGACUACCAUGUCCCCUUAUUUAUCCACCUCAUCUGGAUCUACGGCACCUUCUUCUUUGUGCUUUUCUCAAACUUCUGGAUUAAGGCCUACAUCAAGGGCCAGCGACUACCCAAGAGGAUGGAGGAAACGGAUUGCUCAAAGCAGAACGGCACGGCAGCCAAGAUCGAAUCGAACGGCACCCACACAGAGAACGGGGUCGCGCACCAUGUAAAUGGUAAUUCCCUCCAUGGGAAAGUGAAGGAAGUCUGAGUUUCAACCCGGAGAGAGUACACUUUAAAACAUUUUUUUCUUUUUUUUUUUAACCCACAAGAACACCAUGGAUUGUCCCCCGUUUACCUUUUUUUUUUUUCGGUUCCCAAAUGUGUUCUGUUGUUUGACAAAUGGGAGAUAUGUUCUGCAGUCCUUCCACCUUGGUGUUCUUUGGUAAUGGGGACCAUGUGGAGCACGACGUAUGAAAAGAGGACCUCCACCUGAAGUCAUCUUCACGGAUUCUGCCUCUGAACCCAGGGGGAAAAAAAACUGCUGGUCUAGGCCCCCCCACUGAGACUCUCCUUGCCUGAUCUAUGCCCCUCCCAUUUGGCAGGUAUGACUGGCAGAUCAGAGAGCGCGGUCGCACCGUUCCUGUCGAUAACUUGAACUCGAUUUGUAAAUAACUUCAGUCAUUAACCAGUAGGAAUGGUUUGGCUGAGACCUGAUAGAUUUUGCUACUGUAUGUAAAGAUAAAUGCAACGAUGCCAAAAUAAAACUAAUUUUAAAUUAA